Messenger RNA from Zea mays, 1257 nucleotides. RefSeq lists its product as uncharacterized. NCBI's taxonomy places the organism in Eukaryota, Viridiplantae, Streptophyta, Magnoliopsida, Poales, Poaceae. The transcript has 8 exons. The coding region runs from base 147 to 1052 and encodes 301 amino acids. The record is from RefSeq and is marked validated. Gene Ontology annotation, molecular function: nucleic acid binding; endonuclease activity. Gene Ontology annotation, biological process: DNA catabolic process.
GCUUGUGUUCCCUCCGCCCAGAACUCCCGAAACCAGCCCAACACCAAAGCUCAUUCCACGAGGCGACAACCUUCCUUCCAUAAGAACAGAGCGGCCACGCUGAGGAGUGAGGAGGAAGGUAGGAGGAGAACCGUGAGCAGAGAGACAUGGCGCGCCACCACCAGCAGCGGGCGCUGCUCCUGUUCCCACUCGUCUUCCUCCUCCUCCUCCUUGCCCCGCCCCUCGCCGGCGCGUGGGGAAAGGAGGGCCACAUCAUGGUCUGCAAGAUCGCCGAGAAGUACCUGUCGGAGAAGGCGGCGGCGGCGGUGCAGGCGCUGCUGCCGGAGUCGGCGGGCGGGGAGCUGUCGACGGUGUGCCCGUGGGCGGACCAGGUGCGCUGGCACUACCACUGGGCCAGCCCGCUCCACUACGCCAACACCCCCCAAGUCUGCAACUUCAAGUAUUCUCGGGACUGCCACAAUUCUCGUGGCCAGCAAGGGAUGUGCGUCGUCGGGGCUAUCAACAACUACACGGACCAGCUCUACAGCUACGGCCAGAAGACUUCGUAUAACCUGACGGAGAGCCUGAUGUUCCUGGCACACUUCGUCGGCGACGUCCACCAGCCGCUGCACGUAGGCUUCCAAGAUGACGAGGGCGGUAACACCAUCACCGUCCACUGGUACCGGAGGAAAGCAAACCUCCAUCACGUGUGGGAUGUCAGCAUUAUUGAUACGGCGAUCAAGGACUUCUACAACAAGAGCAUGGAUACCAUGGUAGAGGCUCUCAAGAUGAAUCUUACAGAUGGAUGGUCUGACGACAUCGUCCACUGGGAAAAUUGCAAGAACAAACACGCGACCUGCGCGAACGACUAUGCGAUUGAGAGCAUCCAUUAUUCCUGCAACUACGCCUACAAAGAUGUGGAGCAAGACAUCACUCUAGGAGAUGAUUAUUUUUUCAGUAGGUACCCGAUUGUGGAGAAGAGGUUAGCGCAGGCUGGAAUCAGAUUGGCGUUGGUACUUAAUCGGAUAUUUGGUGGAGGUGAAGCGGAUGAUAUACCACUACAAGUACAGUAACAGCUCUAAUAAAAGGAAGCAUAGCUAUUACAAGGAUUUGUCCAUUACGUCGUCUAUACAUCAAUAAAUUGGCAUGAAUUUGUAACUCCAUUGCUAUACAUCAAUAAAUUGGCAUGAAUUUGUAACAACUGAAAGGAUCAAGAUGCCACCCUUGAAUUGCACUUCUCAAAAUUUCUUGAACAAAAUAAAAUUUAUAAUCAAGUUC